CAAAACCAAGCACCUAGCAACCUGCCCGGACUUCAGCUCCGGCAAUCGCAAACCACACACACCGAGAGCGACACCUUCAAUAUCCGAUCGAUGGCGCUCCGGACAGCAAUUACCAGACGAAUCCUGACCUCCAGCUCGAUGGUACAUGGCUCUCGAUCCAUGUCUUCGUGGUGGAAAAAUGUUGAGCCUGCGCCCAAAGAUCCCAUUCUUGGCGUGACUGAAGCGUUUCUUGCAGAUCCCAGUCCUGAUAAAGUUAAUGUUGGCGUUGGAGCUUAUCGCGAUGAUAACGGGAAGCCGGUAGUCCUCGAUUGUGUCAGAGAAGCAGAGAGACGGAUUGCUGGAAGCAUGAACAUGGAAUAUCUUCCAAUGGGAGGAAGCAACAAGAUGGUUGAGGAAACCCUAAAGUUAGCCUAUGGGGAAGAUUCUGACUUGAUCAAAGAUAAAAGAAUUGCAGCUAUACAAGCUUUAUCUGGCACUGGUGCAUGCAGAAUUUUUGCAGACUUCCAGAAACGCUUUUCCCCUGAUUCUCAUAUCUAUAUCCCAGUCCCUACUUGGUCCAACCACCAUAACAUUUGGAGGGAUGCAAAUGUACCACAAAGGACAUUCCAUUAUUAUCAUCCAGAAUCAAAAGGUCUUGAUUUCGCCUCACUGAUGGAUGAUGUUAAGAAUGCACCAAAGGGGUCUUUCUUUUUGCUGCAUGCUUGUGCUCAUAAUCCUACAGGAGUUGAUCCUACAGUAGAACAAUGGAAAGAAAUGUCUUACCAGUUUAAGGUGAAAGGUCAUUUUGCUUUCUUUGACAUGGCAUAUCAAGGGUUUGCAAGUGGUGAUCCAGAAAGAGAUGUGAAAUCCAUUAGGAUUUUCCUUGAAGAUGGGCAUUUGAUUGGAUGCUCUCAAUCAUAUGCUAAAAAUAUGGGUCUUUAUGGCCAGAGAGUUGGAUGCCUCAGCUUGGUAUGUGAAGAUGAAAAGCAAGCAAUAGCUGUGAAAAGUCAACUGCAGCAACUUGCAAGACCCAUGUACAGCAAUCCACCACUUCAUGGUGCACUUGUUGUUUCAACUGUUCUUGGUGAUCCAGAUCUAAAGCAAUUGUGGCUCAAGGAAGUCAAGGGUAUGGCUGACCGGAUCAUUGGAAUGAGAAGUGCUCUUAGGGAAAACAUUGAAAAAUUGGGUUCCCCUUUAUCAUGGGAACACAUAACCAAUCAGAUUGGGAUGUUCUGCUAUAGUGGGAUGACUCCUGAGCAAGUUGAUCGCUUGACAAAUGAAUUUCAUAUUUAUAUGACCCGAAAUGGGCGAAUUAGUAUGGCGGGGGUUACAACUGGCAAUGUUGAGUACUUGGCGAAAGCUAUCCAUGAAGUUACAAAGACUGCUUAAAGGACAUUUUUGUAAUUCCUUAUGAGGUUUUGAUUAAAAAAAAAAAAAAGAACUAGUAUUUUUGGGUAUUAUCCUUGAAAAUUAUCAUCCAUUGGUUUCUAAAUUAAAAUAAAAAAGGGCCAAAGUACUUGAUUUAGUUAUGAGUUUUGAUUGGUUGUAGUGGAUAGUGAUAAUUGUGUUGUUGUGGAAGAGGAUUUGGACAAGUUAUAAUUUCUUGAGUUGUAUAUUGGUGGCUUUAAAGCCGCCUACGUGUUGAAUAAUAAAACACAUUUGUAUUGUAGCGCAUUAAUACCAAAGAACCACUCUUUUAACAU
Molecule: messenger RNA, 1682 nt
Organism: Lactuca saligna
Lineage: Eukaryota; Viridiplantae; Streptophyta; Magnoliopsida; Asterales; Asteraceae
Source: the annotation of a GenBank genome assembly